AUGUUGCGCACAGCGUUAUUAUGUCUAAUAUUAGUCGUAUCAUUAUCAUCAUCAACAUCAAUUAUUAAAAAAAGUCUUAAACGUCGACAAGCUGAUUCUCAACAUUGUGAAGCUAUUACGGGUUUCGAUUGUAAAUGUAACUUUUAUCGUGUAACAUGUACAAUUGAUCAUGAAUUACCAUCGCCCAUACAUAUUGUAGACCAUGAAAAACAGAAAUAUCAAUCUGUUGAAUUGGUUAUACAAGCUCCACGUGAUAUUCAUGUUAAUGAUCAAACAUUUGAACCGGUUAAAGAAUUAUAUAAAUCUGAUGGAGAUAAUUUAGAAUUUCGUAUUAAAUUCGAAAAAUUUACUGCACUUCAUUUAUCAUCACCUUCAAUCUUUAAUCGGGUAUUUCCUGAUAGUUUACCAGCAAAUGCACGAAAACAUUUGGCAUUAGAAAUUUACAAUCCUGAAGUAGCACAACAAGAUAAUCCAAAUCUAUUUCAAAAUUUAAAUGCCGAAUCAUUAGAACUUUAUGCAUUAUAUCCAUUUCAUGGUACAUUUCAAGAAUUAUUCAAGGAUGCCAACAUAAAAUUUUUACGUUUAAGUGGUGGUGAUAUACGUUCGGAUGUUUCACAACCAUUCUCAGGAAAUGUUGCACGUUUAGAAUUAGCUAAACAAGCUAGUGCAUUAUCAGUACAAAAUUUUCCUGUUUAUCCAGCACAUGAAUUAACUAUUAAUGCUUUUUAUAUAACUGAUUUUAAUAAUGAACAUCCACCAAAUUAUGGUAAUUUAGGUGAAUUACGUGUUCAUAGUCCAUCACGUAUACCAGCAAAUGCUUUUCGUCAAUUUCCUAAUAUACAUACUUUAUCUGUUCAAAGUGAUCAAGGUAUUGAUCCACAUGCAUUUGAUGGUUUAACUCACUUAGAAAAAUUAACAAUCAAAGAUGGAGAACCAAAUUUGGAUCUCUUUAAUAAUUUACCAAAUCUUAAAGAAUUUGAAGCAAGUAUUGAAAAAUUAGAUGCUAAUACACAAUGUAAAUUAAUCGAAAAACUAGCUAAUGGACAAGUUGCUAUUCAAGCCGUACCAAAUGGUCGAGAAUGUACAUGUGUAUCAGCUUAUUUGGAUACAGCUGCUGGUCGAUUACCAUGUAGUCCACAAGGUUGUGAACAUUCAGCAUGUGCUGCAAUUAAAAAUAAUUAUAAUGCAGAAACAAGUACAUUUAAUCCACCACCACAAAUUAGACGUUCCGAUGGUUCAGAUGCUUUACGUCAACGUGAACCACGAGUGUACUCUGUGCCAUUUCAAGUAGCACAACAAGAUCAACAAAAACUACAAAACGCUGUUCCACCACCACAACCAGAACAACCAGAUGAAGAUCAACGACGACCUGACGGUGACAACCAAGGUCCAGAUGCACCUUAUGAUCCACAAGGUAAGUUAGAUAUACAUAGAGAGAGAUAG
This is a messenger RNA of Adineta steineri, 1443 nucleotides long. NCBI's taxonomy places the organism in Eukaryota, Metazoa, Rotifera, Eurotatoria, Adinetida, Adinetidae. The record is from the annotation of a GenBank genome assembly.